AGACACUUUCAUUGCAUAUACCCUCCUUUUCUCUCUCUCUCUCUCAUCUUUGGAACAUCUUCAACUUUGACAUGGGAGAAGCUCAACAAGUGCAGCUCCACAUCAUGAGUAAAGCGGGCGAAGUAGAAAACUCAACAGAGCAUAUAAAUGCCACCGCCACCGGCCGACCGACAAGCGGUCAAGGCAGAAACUACAAGCGGUGGCUCCGAAUGGCCAUCUACACACUCUUCCUCAUCUCCGGCCAGACAGUAGCAGUACUCCUCGGAAGAUUGUAUUACGACAAAGGCGGCAAGAGCAAAUGGCUUGGAACCCUUGUGCAGCUCGUAGCCUUCCCACUCCUCCUCCCUUACUACGUCAUCAUCAUCAUCUCAUCACCACCCAAAAACCCCAUCAAUAUCGUCCAAUCAAAACAGCCUUCGACCUUAAUUCUCUCAUCAAUCUAUGUCUCCCUUGGCCUACUUAUUGCAGGAGAUUGCUUAUUAUAUUCAAUUGGGUUAAUGUAUCUUCCAGUCUCUACUUACUCCCUCAUUUGUUCAUCACAAUUGGCCUUCAAUGCCUUCUUCUCCUUCUUCCUUAACGCACAAAAGUUCACUCCUUUUAUAGUCAACUCUCUUGUCCUUCUCACCAUCUCCUCCAUCCUCCUCGUUGUUCAAACAGAGCACUCUGCUUUGGCUGUCUCCAAAGGGAAAUAUAUAAUUGGGUUUACAUGCACCAUUGCCGCAUCUGCAGGAUACGGAUUGGUGCUCUCCCUCACACAGCUAGCCUUCAAGAGGGUUAUCAAAAGGGAGACAUUUACAGUCGUCAUGGACAUGAUAGUGUACCAAUCACUCGUUGCCACGGCAGCCACCGUUGUGGGGCUCUUUGCGAGCGGAGAGUGGAGAGAUUUGAGCACAGAAAUGGAGGAAUUUGAGCUAGGAAAAGUCUCCUAUCUCAUGACGCUGAUUUGGACGGCGAUAAUGUGGCAGGUUUUCGCAAUUGGCUGCGUGGGGUUGAUUUUUGAGGCGUCUUCGCUGUUUUCCAACGCCAUUAGCGUUCUGGGUUUGCCUGUAAUUCCGGUUGUUGCUGUCAUCGUCUUCCACGACAAGCUUGGAGCAAUUAAGGUGAUUUCCAUGGUGUUGGCUAUCUGGGGAUUUGUGUCGUAUCUCUAUCAGCAAUAUCUCGACGAUUUUAUUAAGCCGAAGGCUGAAGAUAGAAACGGUAAUCAGGAUUCCAAUGCCUCCCCACAGCCAUAGGUUUGUGGAUAAAUAAAAGGUUAUUUUACUUUUGGAAUAUAUUGUAUGAGAUUUUUAUUAUUUUA
This is a messenger RNA of Corylus avellana, 1297 nucleotides long. RefSeq names its product putative purine permease 10. NCBI's taxonomy places the organism in Eukaryota, Viridiplantae, Streptophyta, Magnoliopsida, Fagales, Betulaceae. Gene Ontology annotation, molecular function: purine nucleoside transmembrane transporter activity. The record is from RefSeq and is a predicted model, not a curated record. Gene Ontology annotation, cellular component: membrane.